AUGGAGAGGUGGCUGUGGGUGGCUGUCUGCCUGGCUGCCGGUGUGGUAACAUCAGUGUCGGUAAUAAUGGAGCACGGGAACGGCACGAAGACCUACAUAACGGACGGGGAUGUGGAGAAGAAGCCGCAGGUGGUGGGCACCCCAGGGACCCUCCUCUCCCCGGACCGGUACGAGUUCUACUCCUUCGGCGAUGACGGAGAGCUGGUGAAGAAGCUGAUGACCCUCGACCAGAUCCAGAGCCUCAUCGCUGGAGGUGACGAGCUGGACUCCCUCCCGGUCUACGACCCCCAGCCGCUCAUCGACAACACUCACACCGAAGGGGUCCACAAGGUGUUGGAAAGUGUGCAGAAUGUUCUCAAGGGAGAGCUUCAAGCGGCUAAGGUACACCCCAAGCUGCCCAUGCCGCUUCCGGACGAUUCUUGGAGCAUACUCUUACCAGGGUUGCUUAACAGUGAUUUGGAUUUGAAAGAAUCUCAUACACCACCUAAAACAGAAACUAGUACAGCGAAAACCAGCACAUCAUCCCAAAAUAUUCAUAAUAAGAAUCCAAUCAGCACCAGAAGACCAACUCAAUCAACAACCAUUCGAAGCACCAGCCGUCCAACCAGCCAAACUACCGUGCCCCAGCAGACAUCAACCAUGCAUUUCACAUCGACCCAACAGUCGGUCAAGCCUGUGGCGGAAUCGAGACCUACGAUUGCCUACAGUACCAGCCCGCCUUAUGUAAAAACAACUGCAGCUAUCAAUAAUAAAUCACCAAGUCAGAAACCACAAACUACGUCCAAAAAACCGAUCGUUUCAACGAAGAAGCCAUAUAUCAGCGAACCCCCACUAGUAAAAAUAUCAUUAGCUAGUACGCAGAAAUUGGAGUCGACAACGAAACCAACAACUGUAUCUAAGAUGCCAACCACAGUUGUUGAAGAAAGAACUCCGAGCACCAAAUUUCCAGAAACGAAGAAACCAAUACCAGAAAAACAGAAGCCUAGCGGUAUCCCUACAAUAACUCAUUACCUGCCUAUCAGCAGCAUGAGCCCUUCAAGUUCGACUUCACCCAGUUUGACAGAGCCGACUACUCUUAAUCAAAAACUGUCCUCGACUUCCAAAGAACCACUUCGAGUGACAACAACAAAACGACCCUCAACAUUUCCUACUUCACAAAUGACCACACAGAGUUUUACUAAAAGACCUGUUCAAAAUAAAAUCCCAAUAACGAAUAACAAAACUCAAUCCAUUAUUUCUUCACAAAAUGAGAAAUUAGUCAUGAAAAAUCCAAAGCCUGCUGCAGAAACUACAACUACUAUGAAACCACAGAAUGCAACUACUACACCAGUUCCGCCAACGACAGUUAUAAAUGUGACCACAGAACCAAUAGUUUCAAAUGAACAAAUUACAACAUCGACUGAAAAAUCGAGUACGAAUCCUGAAGCUGAAUCAAUGUCAACCACACAUAUGCCCAUGAACAAUUCCCUUUCACUUGAUCAAGAAAAACACGAGUUGGAGAAACAUUCCGGACUCGUACCAGAAAACAACUUGAUAGGAGAAAACAGCAACAUAAUAAAUUCUAAAGUCAGACCAUCGGCAUCUCCAAUUGUAAUGAGUACUACAACCGAUCCUUCAGAAAAAUUAACUUCAUCUUCCACUCCGUUUCCUGAAAAAUUCACCACUUUUUCAUAUACAUCAAAGAUAACACCAACUGGUGAAAUAAUUACUAUAUCUCAACCGACUGUAAAUUCAACCCAAGAUAAAUCAACAACCGGAACAUCCUUCCAAACAACUACAGUUCCUUCUAAAUUACCGACUACUAUUGACACUCGAACAACAGAAAAACCACUUGAAAGAGAAACAUCACUGUCGCAACUAUCAUCUAAACCAAUGGAAACCGUCCGAGACCAAAUCCUGAUUUCUAGUUCAAUGCAACCAACAACUUAUCAUCCUCAAAAUUUCAGUUUUCCUUCGGAAAAAAAUCAAGUUCAAGUCCUGUCAUCGACAACUCCUAUUUCUACUACCAUUAUGACGAAUUCCCCCACUGACGAAACAAAGAAACAGACUAUAACGACCCCUGUAACAAUAACAGAGCAACCCGCCUAUAGUUCAACGAACCCGAUACAGUUGUCCUUGCGCUCCAACUUUAGUGCAAUUGAUGCGGCAACAACAUUACAAAGUGUAACCAAGCCCACAACACUUGUAGAUAACUUGGGAGAAACUACAAUUGCUGUAACAACGCCUAUUUCGAAUGCAAGUUCAGAAACAACAAUUAAUGAUUCUACAUCGUAUCCCACAGAAGAAAUACCUCUGCAGGAAAUACCCUUAAAAAUAUAUGAAAGUCUGAAGGAUAAUGUUAGUGGUGCUCAAGAUCUGUUGACCACAAUAAUGUCAGAGAAUUUAUCAACAACCCCCGAAAAAGUGGAAAACUAUUAUUCAACAAAUUACGAAGUAACUGCCCCCACGACCACUACUACGACUGAUAAAGUGAUAACAAUAUUUGAUAUAGUCAGUUCAACUACGAUCCCACAAAACCAUUAUGUUAUAGUAAAUAAUUCUGAACCUUACAUUUUGGAAAAAAAUGCACCCUCAUUCAUUAGCUACACCGAAAGUGAGAUGAACACAUCUACCACAAACGAGCCAACACAAUUCAGCACAGAAGCUCCAGUCGAUCGAAACACCAGUGUAUAUGAAAGUACGCCACAAGAUGAAGCAACAACGUUUUCAACAACCAUCCCAGUUAAUAAUUCCGAACUGGAAAGCUUGGAAACAACACCCAAUUUAGAUUCAACAACAAUGUAUAAAGAUCAAAUAGUGCAGGAAGGAAUAUCUGCUGUAACCAGUAUACUCCUUGACCAAGCACAAAAACAACAAGCAAUGAAACAAGCAAUUUUAGCAACGGCGAUAAAAAGUGAUGGUACUUUAGAUAUGGAACGAAUAAGGACGACAACAGAAGACGAACGAAUUACGACUACAAUGUCUGAUUCUACAGAGACGUCUGUAGGAAAAUUUGGUUCCGAUGGGGAACAGAUGAAAUCAGAAGUAAGACAGGAUGAAGAUGCAGAAUUACCUGAGAAAUUCACAACCGUAGAAGUCGAGAUCACAACUCAAAGCGACAAACCGAAAACAGAAUAUCCGCCGAUAAAAGAUGAAAUAAAAGUAAGUAAUGUUAGCAGUAAUAAGCAACAGAUAAAAAAAACUGAACAAAAAUCCACUCCUGUAGUACCAACGAAAGAGAGCAAAUUAAAUCCGGAUACUGAUCAUGGGUUAAAAAAGAAAACCUCUAAUAAAAAACAUGGAGAAAAUAUACCCUUGUUAAGAACAUCACCUAUUCCCGAAUUCACUGCUACUACAGAAAGGCUGAAAUUGCAAGACUCGGAAAAACCUGUACCAAAGCCGUUGAGUCCAUUCGCUAAGAAACCAAGUUCUGUCUACCAGUCUUUGGAUAACCUUCCGCCGGUAGCUAUCGAACUGAAUCCAGCGCCCUAUGAAAGUAUGGGCCUGGAAGCGUCUAUAGCAUUCUUAGGCGAGGAUGUGCGGAGGUUUGCUGACCUGUGCAACGAACUGGCCUUCAAGCUCUGGACAUCAAUAACCGGAAAGGGCCAGAUAGCCUCACGGAGUCUUGUCAUGUCACCUUUUGCUGUUACCUCCCUCUUGGCUAUGGUAUUCCUGGGAGCUAGGGGGCCGACGUCGGGACAAAUGAACGAUGUUCUUCGCCUCGACGAUAUGGUCACCUUCAACCCCCAUCAAGUACUCCAAAACGUCACUGAAUCCGUCAUUAAUUCCAAAAAUAAUGGUAUUGCAACCGCAGCAUUUGUUCGAGAACUUUAUAGUGAUAAGACAAAGGGUAAAAUUUUAGAUUUUUACAAGGAGAGGGUACAGCAGUACUACCAAGGACAUGUCGAAGAGGUUACAUUCACAACCAUUGGAGACAUCAUCCGAAGAAGAACUAACUUGCUAGUGAAGAGACAGACAUUGGGAAAAGUACCAGAAUACUUGCGCGGCUCGAGCCUCAACAUGCGUCCACCCUUGGCAGCCUUCAGUGCCAAUAUAUUCCAAACUGACUGUGAGCAUGGUUCUACAGAAGGUCGUGACGGAGAAAUGUACUUUGUAGUAAGACCUUCUACUAGGCAAAGGAGGCUUGUUCCAGUACCAGCAGUCGUUUGGAGAUCAGGAUUCCUUGCAGGUUACGAACCGAGUCUUGAUGCCACUUCAGUCUGCCUCGGUCCAGAGUCUGUUGUAUCCACCAUCCUCAUCUUGCCAGGACAGCAAGGACAGGUCGCACCAGGUGACGGCUUGGCACGAUUAGAGCAGCGCCUCAUUGAAACUACAUAUAGAAGGGGAGGCUGGUCUCAGAUCUUGAGAAGUUUAAUGCCGAGACCUGGGUUGGAGCUCCAGAUUCCCAGGUUCUCACAUAGAUCUGUCCUCAAUAUGACCGGGGCCCUCCAACGGAUGGGCUUGCGAGAUCUCUUCAAUGCGCGGCGAGCCGAUCUGCGUGGCCUCAAUGGUCUCUCGAAUGAUUUGCACCUCUCCGACAUGCUGCAAGUGAACACAUUCAGUACCUGUGGAGAAGAAACUAUUGGUGCUAGACAUCACGUCGAAACCUACCCAGCAUCUCCACAGCGAAUUGGUAGGGAUGAGACAGAUCACUACUCAUCCAGAGAUUUAGAUUAUGCAUUCGGAGAUUUGCAGUUAUCAUUGAGGCCUAGGCAAGCUAGACUUCCUGACAACCCUAGAUUGAGAUUUGAUAGACCUUUUCUCUAUAUGGUCAGGCACAAUCCAUCAGGGAUGAUCCUCCAUAUGGGCAGGUUCAACCCCAGGCUAUUGCCUUGAAAUAAAUUACUGCCUGAUUGGCAAUGAACUCGAUGUAUUUUACAUUUCUGUGAGUAUGUGUGAUAUAUUAGGAGUUUCGAAGUAAAAAUUAUGAAUGAAUUAUAAAAAAUAACAAUUCUAUUUCACUAAUAGAUUUAUCGAAGUUUAAUCUAUUUAAUGUGACUGUAUGAAAUAGGAGAUAAUAAUCAUUUAUUUGUAAAUAAUAAAUUAUAAAAGGUUUAAAGUGAGAAGCUUUAGAACCAUACUGUAUAUUUAUUCAUUCGAUUUUACUGAUGUUUAUUAACAAAUGUAUAUUUUAAUCACAAAUUGUAUUACCCUCUGAAAUCUGUGAUUGAAAUAGCUAUAAAAACCUUGGUGGAAUCGAAGGAAUAUUUCAUUCAUAUAAAAAAUAAAUACAAUGAAAGUGGCAAUAUUAAUGUGGCAAUAUUUGCGGAAGUCUUAACAAAUUUAAAUUUUUUUAUUUAUUUUACUUCUUAUUUGUUACAAAUAUAUUUUUCAAGUACAAAGCACAAUGAAAAACUAUUAAAAUUUUGUAUAAAUUUUUUUUAAGGUAUAAUUUUAACUUGUAUAUUAUUAUAUUUUAAGUGUUCCUUGUGAAUUAAUUUAUUUUUAUUAAAAUAAAUUAUUUGUUUUUUU
Molecule: messenger RNA, 5451 nt
Organism: Nezara viridula (southern green stink bug)
Lineage: Eukaryota; Metazoa; Arthropoda; Insecta; Hemiptera; Pentatomidae
Source: the annotation of a GenBank genome assembly